AUUCUAUUAGCUCAGGGAUACGAGGAAAAGGGUCCAAGGAUAGCUCCAAGGAUGCCCAAAGGACACGAGGAAAAGAGCCCGAGGAGAAUUCCAAGGAUGCUCAGGGAUACGUAGGGAAGAACCCAAGUAUAGCACCAAGGAUUCCAAAAGGACACGGAGAGAAGGAGCCCGAGGAGGACUCCACGGAAACUCAAAAGAUACUGAGGGAAAAGCCCAAAGAUAACUCCAAGGAUCGCAAAGGAUAAAGGGAUCUAAAGAAGAAGCACAAGGAUGACUCCAAGGAUGCUCGAAGGAUAAUGAGGAAAGACUCCGAGGAUCACUCCUAGGCUACUACGGGAAAACUCGAACGAUUCUACAAGGCACUACAAUACGACCAUACAUAUAUAGUACAAGGAACACGUCAAGGAUAACGAACGCAGAAAAGCACGAACCAAGGUCUCCAAGGAUUAGUUUAGUACUAACUGGAAACACGCAGCAGCAGUCUGCCGAAGGAAGGGGGAAGUCGGCACAGCUAAGAGAGCUGUACCGAAAGAGGCCAAGCAUCCCGGGGCAUAAUGCCCAGACGAGGAGACGGGAUCGCCGGCCGGAUCGGGAUCCAAACCAGGAAACACAGCUUCAGGAGUCUGAAAGGGCAAUCAUGGUCAACAAAGGCAACCUGCCAAGAGAAAAUUAACUGAUGAGCACAUACAAGGAGUCGGGUGGGAGAUCGGAGUACUUACGAAGUGGCAAGGACGAGUGGAAACGCCGGGCUGAGGGGUAAAAAAAAAUCCCGGCCGACACGUGCACGGGCAUAAACAAUUUGCAAAAUCACCAUAUAACAGGGAAGGGUGCGCCUCAAUAGGCAGUCGAUUGGCACUGGAUGAUAGUGCGAUCGAUUGGCACAAGAAAAGAAAAUGGAAAUAUCGGUGAUGAUAAACAUCGCGGCGAGCAAAUGGCAACGCCGCACCUGCGAUAUCGAUAUCGUAAGCAGGCCCCCUGGGUAUCGAUAGCCGAUUAGUAUCGGUGCCCAGUGGAGAUUUAAAGGUGCUAUGCAGAGGACGACCAGCACCGUGGAAACGUAACAGGGUAAAAGCUUCGAGGAUACGUCGAGGGAGCAACGAGGGAGCGCCGAGGUGAUCGGGACGAGAUGGGCCAUGACUCAAGGGCUAGGAUACACAAGGGAACGCCGCAGAGUGGGAGCGCCGAUUUUUCUUAAAUCUUUCCUGAAGGGGUGAAUGUGAGGAGUUGAAUAACACCACACAAAUCCCAGCAGCAGAUGGCCGGCUGCUCACCAGGUACGCGGCGAAGAGCGUUUGGAGAACGUGAGAGUUUGAAGAUCAAGAACGGAGCACGUGGGGGUUUGGAGAUCAAGGACGAAGAACGUGAGAGUUUGGAGAUCAAGGACGGAGAACGUGAGAGUUUGGAGAGCAAGCGAGUUUGGAGCGGGUUUGGAGACCAACAGAGUUUGGAGACCAAGGAUGGAGAAAGAGAGAGCGGAGACUUGGCGAGAAGAGCGAGGGUGCCGUGUGCAAAAGGAAGUAACGGGACGCCGCGGGAGAGAAGGUGCCACAUCUCGGCAGCGGAGCGGCACACAAGCAUGCCAUAUGCGUCACGGGAAUCAGCGGGACGACAGCAUCAGGCUGGACAUCGGCGGGAAAAAGCGCAUGAAGGACAAGAGGGUCAAACUGGAGCCAUGGAUUUGGACCCGGUGUGGAGAGUUUCGGCGGGCCGUCCGCAAACGGGAAAUAACGGUUCCCGGAAGAAAGGCACGAACCAAGGUCUCCAAUGAUUAGUUUAGUACUAACUGGAAACAUGCAGCAGCAGUCUGCCGAAGGAAGGGGGAAGUCGGCACAGCUAAGAGAGCUGUACCGAAAGAGGCCAAGCAUCCCGGGGCAUAAUGCCCAGACGAGGAGACGGGAUCGCCGGCCGGAUCGGGGUCCAAACCAGGAAACACAGCUUCAGGAGUCUGAAAGGGCAAUCAUGGUCAACAAAGGCAAC
Molecule: messenger RNA, 1977 nt
Organism: Drosophila biarmipes
Lineage: Eukaryota; Metazoa; Arthropoda; Insecta; Diptera; Drosophilidae
Exons: 2
Coding region: 1256-1768 (170 amino acids)
Source: RefSeq, a predicted model, not a curated record